Spea bombifrons (plains spadefoot toad) is the source of this 1289-nucleotide messenger RNA. It is a transcript of the gene FOXB1, whose product is annotated as forkhead box B1. Gene Ontology annotation, molecular function: RNA polymerase II cis-regulatory region sequence-specific DNA binding; DNA-binding transcription factor activity, RNA polymerase II-specific. The record is from RefSeq and is a predicted model, not a curated record. Gene Ontology annotation, biological process: cell differentiation; anatomical structure morphogenesis; regulation of transcription by RNA polymerase II. The transcript has 2 exons. Lineage: Eukaryota; Metazoa; Chordata; Amphibia; Anura; Pelobatidae. Bases 288 to 1256 code for a protein of 322 amino acids.
ACAUGGAGACAACUACUUAGCUUAUCUCCCACCCAGCAAAGAAGCAAACUCCCCUUUUCUCAUUCAACUGCUGGUCAGAAAAGGAGAUUAUUCCUGAUGCUGGAGUGAAGAUCAGAGUUUUACCCAAAAGAAGGGAUCCAGCUGGAUUUGGACUGAGUUAAGAUCUGAAGUAUCGACAAGAAGGGUUUGUGUUUUGGACAAGAUCUAUCUGCUACCAGGCUAUUCUACGAAUGCACACUGUCAACUCCUAAGAACUUCAAGAUAGCUCCUCUUCGAUUGCUGUGAAGAUGCCUCGCCCUGGGAGAAACACAUACAGUGACCAGAAGCCCCCAUACUCAUAUAUUUCCCUCACAGCCAUGGCCAUCCAGAGUUCUCAAGAGAAGAUGCUGCCGCUUAGCGAGAUCUACAAAUUCAUUAUGGACAGGUUCCCAUACUACAGAGAAAACACCCAGAGGUGGCAGAACUCUCUAAGACAUAACUUGUCCUUCAAUGACUGCUUCAUCAAGAUUCCAAGGAGACCGGAUCAACCUGGCAAGGGCAGUUUUUGGGCACUUCACCCAAGCUGUGGUGAUAUGUUUGAGAAUGGCAGUUUUCUGAGGCGUAGGAAGAGGUUUAAGGUGAUGAAGUCGGACCACCUUGCUCCCACCAAGCCAUCAGAUGCUGCCCAAUACCUCCAGCAGCAAGCCAAACUAAGACUGAGCGCCCUAGCGGCCUCUGGUACCCAUUUGCCCCAAAUGUCAACUUACAACCUGGGGGUUUCUCAGACAUCUACUUUUAAGCACCCCUUUGCUAUUGAGAAUAUCAUUGCCAGAGAGUACAAAAUGCCAGGAGGGCUUGCUUUUUCCACAAUGCAGCCAAUGUCAGCUGCCUACCCUCUACAUAACCAAUUGACUACAGUUGGCAGCCCCAUUGGUACGGGUUGGCCACACAUGUACAGCUCCAGCAUGAUCGACACAACCACCCCAAUAUCAAUGGCCAACAGCGAUUACAGUGUGAGUGCUUAUGGAGUGCCCAUCAAACCUCUUUGCCACGGGGGACAAACUUUACCAGCUAUUCCAGUUCCAAUCAAACCUACACCCACAGCUGUGCCAGCGCUUCCAGCGCUUCCCACACACAUCCCUGCCAUCCUCUCAAACUCUUCUCCAUCCUUGAGUCCAACGUCUCCCCAAACAGCAACUAGCCAAAGUAGUCCUGCUACUCCAAGUGAAACUUUGACCAGUCCUACCACCGCUCUCCUUUCUGUGGCUGUACAUUGAUGUGACCUGCAGGACAUUAUAAGUCAGACUCCA